UUGUAGAACUGUUAUUUCCUAUCGCAUCCACGUGCACGGGUACCGGCUACGCGGCACCGUACGAAUGGCAACGUUUACAGUUCACAAUAACACGCCGUAGUUAGUGACCAGCUGUGUCGCGUGCUCGUGCUAACGCUGCGUGUUAUUGCUAUUAUGCAUAAUCUCGAUUUUUACGAACGUUUUAUUAUUUACAUAAGUCUCGAGCGCGGUGUCACAAGGACGCGUGUCAAUUGGGCUGCGCGCCUACUUAUAGGUGAUGCUAUUUCUAAACUGCUUAGCAUGCCUAGCUGCCACAGUGAUGGGUGCGGUAUUGCCGCCUCCCUGGGCAGAUCCAUCCCAGAAUCCGUGUGCUGCGGAACCAUCGGGUGGAUGGCAGCUACUUUUCUGGCCAGAAGAUAAGAAAUGUUAUCGGAUUUUUCAACGUGGAUAUCCAUGUCCGGAGACGAUGGAAUUAGUACCAAGACCAGACCGCAAAGGUUCCGCUGAAUGCGCGUGUCCGCCCGGAAGUGUCCGCAGUCCUCGUGAUUCGCGUUGCCAUCAACUGUUUCGACUCGGCGAUCCUUGCGACGAUGGUCAAUAUUUUGCACCCGGACCGGAAAGGGAAGACCGAGAAAGGUGGGGUACGUGUGAGGAUCCGUCACCUUGUGCUGAGAAAAAUGAACUUUUUUGGCCCAAAGACAAACGUUGUUAUCGUAAAUACACUAAGGGACCAUGCACUGAAGGACAUUUAUUAGUAUCUAGUGCUUACAAUGACUUGAUUGGUGACUGCAAGUGCGAAAACGUCCCAGAGCUUUCAACAUACUAUUGGGCGUCAACAGGUACGUGCCACGAGCAUUACACAAUGGGGCCGUGCCAGGAACGCGGUGGCAUAUUCCUGCCGGGCGGCCAAUGCGGAUGCGACCCAUCGUUACCGCAUUUCCACAACGGCACGGGCAAGUGUUACCAGCUGGGGGGCAUCGGCCCGUGUUCGCCGGGUCACCAGUUCCUCGUGCCGCCGGCCGGUUCAAAAGCGGAGUGCAUGUGCAAGGAAGGUUACAUCAAGUGGUUCGGUGACGGCGCGUGCUACAGACCGUACACGCGGGGCCCGUGCGCCGCGGGCAACAUGUACAGCGUGAAUACGACGGCCACCGGCAUGGCCGUAGGCUGCGUGGACGUACCGUGCACCGCGGGAAAGCUGUAUUUCCCGGGCGGCAAGGGGUGCCACCGGGUGGGCACGCAGGGCCCGUGCCCGGCCGGCCAGAUAGUUAUGUUCCAGGACACGGUCAAGACGUCCAUCGAGGGCGUCUCGUACCUGGGCAUGUGCGGCUGCGCAAACGCGGACGCCGCGCAGCAGACGUCCGCGGCCCGGUCGUUUUACGCGUCGUCGCCGUACGUGGCCGUCGACCCAGCGUUGACGUGCAAGCCGCCGCCGCCUCAAACGGCCGCUGCCAGAAAACUUGGCGGCAGUGUGGCGGCGGGCAAGCAUGCGGACGUCAUGCCGCCGCAGGACCCGUGCAGCCACCGGCGGGGCACGAUCGCGUGGAACGAUCUGUCGUGCAAGCAGCUAUAUAUGCAGGGGCCGUGCGACCCGGGUGAGUGGGUGGUACCGGAUCGCGGCAAGGGCACCAGGAGGGGCCGGGGCUGGAAGAUGGGCAAGUGCGAGUGCCGACCUGGGUUCACGGCCGUGCUGGUACCGGGUGACGCCAAUAACGCCACUGUGUGCCAGCCGCCGACCGUCACGCUAGCCAAGUUUCUGAAUAUGAGCGACGAGUUCAACAGGAACACGACCAAGACUACCGCGGUCAUUAUCACUGCAGACGACAACAACGAUGACAACGGUAACAACAAUGGAGUGCGAACACGGUAAAUCGAGUGAAACAUUAUGUACGGGGUGUUGAAAAGAGCUCGCAACCGAUUCGAAUUGAAAACAUGCGGCAAAAAUGUCCCAACAGCUUUUUGAGCACUCUAUAUUCUCUGUGUGCUGUCUAGUUGGUACGCGUUGGCUAUACGUAUGUGUAUAAACUUUACUAAUUUAUAUAUCAAUACAUGCAUACAUAAAAACGUCAAACGAACCUUAUCUUUAGAUUAAAAAACAUUAUAAGACUGCAACGUAUAUCCUUAUACAUUAUUAUAUUCAGUAUCAUAGAACAAAACUUUAUCACGCUUCGAUCGAUCAAUUUUACAUUAAAAAGGUUGGUAAAAUAAAUAUAUACGGCUUGCCAAUAUUUACAAUAAAGGAAAAAUUGAACAAAUUUACAUGACCGAUCUUUUACAAUAUUGUAUUUUUAAGUCAAACAUAAUACACAUGUAUCCGUAUUAAGUUUAAAAUCGCAUUCAAAUUUUUUUUUUUUUAAUUUUAUACAUUAUAGUACGACCAUACACAAUAUUUUACUCUAAUAAUUAUAUCGAACAUAUUACUAAAAUCUGUAAUUUAAUUUUCGUCAUA
This is a messenger RNA of Sipha flava (yellow sugarcane aphid), 2425 nucleotides long. RefSeq lists its product as uncharacterized. The transcript has 4 exons. The record is from RefSeq and is a predicted model, not a curated record. Bases 257 to 1846 code for a protein of 529 amino acids. NCBI's taxonomy places the organism in Eukaryota, Metazoa, Arthropoda, Insecta, Hemiptera, Aphididae.